AUGAGGCUGAGGUUUCUGGGCGUCGCUCUGUGGUUAGCGGGGGAUGCUUUUACCUUUCAUCACCACCAGGUGUCGCUCUUCAGCAAGAAGUGUGGAAGAGUACCAAUGAAAAAUGACAUAGAAGAAUCUCGAAUUAUAGGAGGUCACAGGGCUCAGUCUGGAUCAUGGCCUUGGAUAGUUAGCUUGCAGGUUAUGACAUUUGCUAACCAGUUUACACAUUUGUGUGGCGGGUCCUUAAUUAAAAAAAAGUGGGUCAUCACUGCUGCCCAUUGCCUGGAAAAUUACAGAGAUCCCCAAGUUUGGAGAGCUGUUGUUGGAGACAAUAAUCUUUUCCAAAGUGCUCAGACUUCCAAGAAAAUACAAAUUGAUACAAUCAUUAUCCAUCCACACUUUAUCCCUGAAAAGUAUAUAAAUGAUAUUGCACUUUUUCAUUUAAAAAGAGCAGUGAAUUAUAAUAACUAUAUUCAGCCAAUCUGCCUGCCGUUCUUUGAUUUUCUGCCAAAUUUGACUAGAAGAACAAGAUGCUUCAUAAGUGGCUGGGGCCAAACAAGAGAAAAAGGUCAUUAUUCUCCUACUUUGCAAGAAGCAGAAGUUCACUAUAUUCCUCGAAACACUUGCAAUAGUGAAGAAAGCUAUGAUGAAGUUGUUCCAUACACUUCAUUUUGUGCAGGAGAAGAAGAUGGAUCUGUCGAUACUUGCAUGGGUGACAGUGGUGGACCUUUAAUGUGCUAUAUUCCAGAGUCUAGAAGAUAUUUCCUAAUGGGAAUUACCAGUUUUGGAUAUGGCUGUGGCAAAAAACAUUUUCCUGGAGUUUAUACUAGGGUGCAGUUCUACAAAAUGUGGGUUAACGACAUACUGUCAGCAGCUGAAGACACAAAUAAAAUUAAAGUUGCACAAGGAAAGAUAAUGUUAAUUGUCAUCUUCAUCAUUCUACUAGUGGAUACAUAAAGCAGCACUGAGGUUAUAGUAAUUUCGUUUUGUAGUGAACCUAUCCUUUUUCAUCUCUGUACUUAACAAAGAUGAUAAUUAUUCAUUCUUUGAGGAAUUAACUGUCCUCAGGUUCUCGUGUCAACAAUUUUUGUUGACAUAAAAUGUAUGGUUCAAAAUUUAAUACUGAAUCACAUCCUUUCCAAGUGUAAGUGUAUCAAAUGUUUUAUUAUGUAAUAAUAAUAAUUUGUAUUUAGAAUACCU
Trichosurus vulpecula (common brushtail) is the source of this 1191-nucleotide messenger RNA. RefSeq names its product transmembrane protease serine 12-like. Gene Ontology annotation, molecular function: serine-type endopeptidase activity. NCBI's taxonomy places the organism in Eukaryota, Metazoa, Chordata, Mammalia, Diprotodontia, Phalangeridae. The transcript is spliced from 5 exons. Gene Ontology annotation, biological process: proteolysis. The record is from RefSeq and is a predicted model, not a curated record. Bases 1 to 948 code for a protein of 315 amino acids.